Leptidea sinapis is the source of this 7521-nucleotide messenger RNA. RefSeq lists its product as uncharacterized. The record is from RefSeq and is a predicted model, not a curated record. The transcript has 9 exons. Lineage: Eukaryota; Metazoa; Arthropoda; Insecta; Lepidoptera; Pieridae. Bases 251 to 6097 code for a protein of 1948 amino acids.
CGCCGACGUACUCGUGACUCCGUAGUUAUUCAAAGAUAAAAUAUAUAUUCAGUUUUUUUUCGAGAUUUCAAACAGUUUAAACUAUUAUAAAUGUAAGUGCUGAUGUGCAAGUGAUAACAGCUGGUUAAUUCAACGUGUAUACUGGGUACAUUUAAGCUGUUUCAUGGAAAACGCCACAAAGGAACCAUUUAAAAACAAGAGCAAAAGAUAAGUCUUGAUAAAGACUAUUCUAGAAACAAUUACAGUGAUAAUGCUAGAAAAUACUGUUAAUUCAAUAGAAACUGAAGAUUUGAUUGUGGCAAAAGAUGUAAUGCCAUUCGCUGACCCAGAAUCUAGUCUUGAUAGUAAUAAACAAAACAAGGAACGCAAUACACAAAUAGAUGGAGAAGAAAAAGAGAAACCGAAUGUUCUGGAAACUAAUGCAAAGAAGAAAGGAGUGUCGCAGAUUGAGAAGUUUAAGCGACGGUUGAUCCGCGCUGUUUCUAGAAGACUAGCUGAAGCUCAUGAUGAGAAGAGUCAGGAGGAGAUGUGGGAGAGCUUUCAGAAGCAAACGCGAUGUAAUUGUAAAGUGUUGUGGUCUCGAAUGCGUACGCUCACUUUGAAGAAGCUGAGGCGUCUUCUGCCGGCAAAUGAUCACCUGCAAGACAUCACCUCUAUUGCCAGAUUCACCUCGACAGACUGGCUUCUGUACGACUUGGUGUUGGUGCAUGAGGAUAUUAAUGUUAUCGGUCAGGAUAAUAAUACAAAGGUGGAUGAGGAGCAGGAAGCAUUAGUGGAGCUGUUCUUCCAAGUUCAGGAGUGCAGCAUAGAGGAGCUUUCUGGUGAAAAAUUGGUAGAUGCGUGGUUGAAACUUACCAAGGAAUACAAUGAGGGCGAUCGCAAAUGCUCGCCAAUGUUGCUGCAGCGGAGGUGGUACCAGCUCAAGGAGCGGACUCGCAACACUUUCUACAACUUCUGGUGGACUUACCGCGGCUCCGCCACACAGCUCAGUAAGGCCUGCGAAUUAUACAAGCCCAGUGUACUGCAAGUGGAUAUUGCGAGGGCGUACAGGCAUAUUAUAACACAGCCCUUUCCCUCUUGGACUGACAUGAUAAAGGAGAAGAAAGUCAUAUUACUGGAAGAAUUUGAAGCAAGGAUGCAUUCGCAAGGAGUUACAAAUCUCAGUAGUUUUGAUCCGGAUCUGCAAGUAAUCGAAACCCCAAUUGAAACAAUUACGCUUGUAAAUGAUUCUGACAAUGACAGCAGUGAUGAUUUACUUGCAAAAGAUGAAACUCUACCGAAGGAAUUGUUGGCUUCUAAUACAGACAGAGUUUGUGACAUAAAAAUCAAAGAGGAGCCAAUAUUGAUUGAUGAUGACUUGGAUGCACAGAUAGAUAGUGAGAACGAUACCCAGAUAGUGUCAAAUAAUGUUGAAAUAUCUAAUUCUAAGGAAAAUACAGACACAAUUCUGAGCAAUAAUGUUUCAGAAGAAAUUGAAAAUUCUAUUGAAUCUCCAGCCGAAUUAGUUAAUGAUGAAGAUGCCGUACAUGAUCAGUAUGAUAAAGAAGACAAUAUAUCUAAUGUUGAUUUAACUUUACCAAUCAUAACAAGUGUUACAAGUAAUGCCAUUACUGAUGAUGAUGUACAACCGGAAGCAAAUGAUUGCGUGGGACCUAAAUUAUUUAAUAAAAUUAAUCCAUUAGUGACAGAAAAUCAAAGUGUAAUACAUAAUAUUAGCAAUCGCGAUAUAAUUGAUGAUGUUAUUGAUAAGACAUUAGGAGAAAAAGCAUCCAUAGUAAAUUUAAAACAUUCUAAAAUUACUGAUAUCAUUGAAGAUACUGUAAUUAGUAGAUCAGUAGAACACACAACAAUGCCAAAUAAAUUGCCAGUUAACAAUAUCACACUUGAUGAUAUCGAUAGCUUAUUACAGCAAAAACAAAAGGAGAUUGAUUUAAAGAACUCUUUACAGAAAAAAAUUGAUCAAUCUAAAGUUUAUAUAGAUACCCUUUUUAGGGAUACAGAGAAGACGUUAAGUAACGAGAGCGCAUUGAAUGAUUUCGAGAAAAUACCGAGUGAUAUACAAUUUGUUGAUGACGGAAUAAUUCUGGAAGACGAUGGUAUUGAAUUCACUAAUGAGGAAAAUUUUGAUAAAAAGACAGAAUAUCCCGUUAAAAAAGAAGACAUUGAUGACGACGAGGACGAAAAUAAGGAAACGCCGAAAAUUGACCUAAAACUAUUGCUUACUCCAACUGUUUACACAAAAAAGUUGGAUCAUAUGGAUGUCUUUAAAUUUAUAAAGUUUAGUGAAGUACGUGAUAAACGAGUUAUUGAAUGUGCUUGUAUUGAGAGCAAACCUUUUAAUAAGAAUGCCGUAAAGUAUGAAGAAAUAUCACCAACAGAAAAUGAUCGACAACAAUUUUAUGACGACACUGGCAGCUCAAGUGAUGACGACACUGGCAGCUUAAGUGAUGAUGCCAUGGUAAUAUCGCAAUUGUCAAAACAUCAGGUCGAUAUAUGUAGUUGGUUGUUGAAAAAACCGCGAGUCAGUAGUUACAAUCCGAUCCAGCUGUGCAAAAACCCAGACUUUAAUACUCGUUUGAAAAGAUUGUCCGCUGGUUUUCUAAGCUACGAAUUAAAUCGAAAAUAUUUAAUGGAGUGUAAGCCGAUGACAAUAGAUCUUCAUAGAGAGUUUGAACCAAUGCUUUUUAACAAUACAUUGUAUUUGAAAGGAACUGAAAAAAUGGAAAUAAGUAAUUCAAUACUAAAUAGAGCAGUUGAUGUUCCAUUAAACUCAACUGCUACAUACGUAACAGAGAAACCUAAACCAAAAUGUUUUAAGAAAUUAAAGUCUGAAGACUUGCAACAGGAGCUUCAAGACAUAGUACGUUUGGAAGAGACUUCAAUAUGCUCCGACAACAUUUCAAAAGCCAUAAUAACGCAAAUUUCUAAAGAUAUAACAACGCCAAUUACAGAAGAAACAAUAUCUGCUGAUAUUGUAACAGAAGCUACAGGCCGUAAUAAAGUUAUCCAUUUACCAGACAUUACUGAGAUACGUCGCGUUAAUCAGAAUCUACUCACUGCUGAAGUUUCACCAAUUCAAGGCUCAAAUUUAGCCCCAGUUAGAUUAACUCCUCAAAUAGUAGAUAAAUUACAAAAUUAUAACUGUACUGCAAGAAACCACCAAACUGAUGAUAAUAUAAACACACUAAAGCUUACAAGAUGUACCAGUACAGUAACGGAUACUUCAAAUUUAGCCGCAAAAGUUACUGACAGCCCAAUCUCUCAAAUUGCACAAAAUGAUAAACAGAAUAGUAGAAUACAAAAAGAGAAAAAAAAAGAACCAAAAAAAUCUUUUAUACCCUGGAUUAAAAAAGCAUGGACUAUCACAUCACAUCAGGACGAAAGUCUGUUGGCUAAUGACACUGUUGAUAGAAUACUCUCAAUAUUUACUGGUGAAAAUUUAUGUAAACAAAAGAAGAAACAACCUGCGAUACACGUUACACCUAUCGUUGAUGUAGAACCUUAUAAUACCAGCUCUACAAUUAAAAUGGCGAAAGGCCACACGCAAAAUGCCGCGGCAGAAAAACAUCAAAUGAAUCAAAAACCUGUGCCAAGAAAAAGAAGGGCGCGAAACAAAGCGAAUGAAAAGAAUUCCAAAAUAACCAUUAAGCGAAGCAGGAAUAUUGUCAACUCAAAUGAUUUAGUUAAUUUAACAAAAACUGAUACUGCGACAGUGGAAUCUAACGAGGAGGAUAAUAGAGUACCAGCCCAAGUCGAUUCCUCCUCACAAACAGAUAAAAAUAUGAAUAAGUCAUUUGAAGAGAAUGAAAGCGCUGUUAGAAACAUCACGAAACCUAAUUGUUGCUGGGCGAAUUCUAAAUUGCUGAAAAUUGAACCACUGGAAAAACAUAAGUGUCCAAAGCCGAUAUGUAAUUGUUGUUGUAGGCAACUGUUAAUUGACAAAACACUCAGAAGGUCCAGUACAUGUCCAGAGACCAUAGAAUUAUCCGAUAGUGAGGACACUUUACCAGCGGUCCAAAAACAAAGUAAUAAUCUGUUAAAUAAUACGCCAGAAAAAGUAAUUAGUACUACUAAUGGCGUGAAUGGACCAGACUCCAUGAAAGAUAAAGAAAACUCUGUAGCACAAUCCACUUCUCUAGAACCGGACAUUGUUGGAAAUUCUCAGGAAAAUAUUAAAUACAAAUUUAAAAUUAACUAUGCAGGAAACAUUCUGAACCAGAGUACGAAUAAAGGUGACAGUGUAGUGAAAAAAAAUAUAAAAUCCAUUCCCACGCACAUACAAAAUACUAAUACUCCUUUACAUAUCACUAAUACUCCUUCACAUACCACUAAUACCCCUUUAUAUACCACUAAUACCCCUUUCCAUACCACUAAUACCCCUUUCCAUACCACUAAUACCCCUUUAUAUACCACUAAUACCCAUUUUCAUACCACUAAUACUCCUUUACAUAGCACUAAAAAAUUUCAUGUUGAACGACAGAAUGUUGUUAAUGGAACGUCACCAAUAUAUAUUGGGAAAAAUCAAAUUUUACUUAGCAACAUCAAGUACAGGAAAGAUAUUCCAGAAGUAUUUCAAGAACCAAAUCCUUCGCAGAUUUCGCCAAACAUUUCGCAGAUAGAUUUACCAAGUGGAGUUCAUUUUGUUUUAUUACCCAAUAAUGAAUUAGCUCUGUCUAUUGAGGCGGGAGUAGAGUUAAAUACUGAACAAUUAACUAAUGUUCAGUCCGUAGUUUCUGCGGUACAAGGUUCAUUACAACUGCUGCCUAAGGCAGACGGUUCUCCUAUUGACAUACCUAACUUACCUACAGAUAAUAGUCAUACUAUUGAAUCAAAUAAUGAAGAACAAACAUCAUAUGUAAUGAAUACGGAAGACUCAUCAAAAACUACCAAUGCUAGUAACGACGAAACUGUUGCCAUAACGAGAAGUGAGUGUCCACCUAUUCCAAGUACAGAAAACAGCUUUACAAGUGAUGUCAUUGAAGCUAGCAACGAUCAAAUUACAGGAGAUAAAGAUACUACCCCAAAGUGUAGUAAUCUGUCUAAUAAUUUAGAUAAAGUCGCAAUAGAUAGUUCAAAAGAGGAAGAAGCUCUACCGGAUACAAACCGCAAGACAUUGUUAUCGGAUUUAAUGGAAAUGUCCGGUAUAAGUGAAGAUGAUGCUACAGUGUCUAAUAACAAUGAAGUGACACAAUUAGAAAUACCAACCCAAAGGUGGGCAGCUGAAGUUCAAGGUAAUAACAUGGUUAUUACGCCCUUAGGCGAAUAUGAGUCCUCGCCUAAUACGAUCACAGACGACUCUCAAAUAUCGCUAGCCCCAACAGCCCUCGCAGCGUUAUCUAGUCGACCCGAUCUACAUAUAAUUACCACAUUCGAGGAACUAAAAUAUGCAUCAGAAAAUAACGGAAUGUUCUUUAAAAUGAAUGUAUUUAAUGGCAAUAUGGUGCGUAUUAAUAUUUGUGUACACAAGAAGCAGAAAUCAAUAUUAAGAAAAGCAGGCCCAUCGGUUGGGGUCAAGGAAUGUAUAGAUCUAACUGAAGACGUGGAAAGUAGACCCCCGAGUCCGAAAGUUCCUUUGAGAGUAUUCAGUAAAGAAAAUAAACAAAAAGUUCACAGAGCAAAACCUUUAAAACUGUUUAGGUCGAUACAUCCGUCGAAUUUACAAAACAAUUGUAAAAGCGUUGUACUCAACCAACAAUUACAGUAUAACACACGUAAAGUAAACUCAAAAAAUGUAUAUAAAAUAGUAUAUCGCAUAAAAAGUAAACAAAACAAAAAAGGUGAUGAUACUACAAUAAAUAAUGAUACAACUGAACGUAUUAUAGAUACAGACAUAAUUGAAUUGGACGAAGAUGUGGAUGAUGCAGCGGAGACGUCUAAUGAAAAAAGUGACAGCUUUGAUGAUUCAGACGAUGAACCUCUCGUAAUGAUCGCAAAACGUAGAAAGCUAGAUGUAUCACAACAUAAAGAAAAUUCAAAUAGUGAGACAUAUGCACCAGCAUUAUUAGAAAUGCCCACAGAAUUGUUUUUAGAACCCCAACAUGAACAUGAAGCUAAUACUGAACAAGAUGGCGAAGAGGAUUGUAUUUUAGGUUUUUAAUUAAUUGUUAACGUAAGAAAAAUAUCUGGUAUAUGUGAGUCUGACUCGUUGCUUUGAUGCAACCUUAUCAACCAACAAAAAAGUCUUAAUACUGUGCUGUGGUUUGUUCCACUAUAAAAUAUUGUGAUGGCUACAUCUUAGUACUUUUAUAUAUUUUCCAUUUAAUGGAUUUUGACUUAUACUGUACCUAUUUGAGAAUUAAUUAUGUAUUUGCAUAAACGAAGUAUUGUCAUACAACUACAAAAAAUACUGUAGAAAUUAACAAUAACUUAAAAUAAAAAUACUAUUUGCAUGUUUUCACAUAAUUUAUUUUUUAAGUUAAUUCUUUAUAUCUGUGAUAAUAUGUAGGCUAUGUUUUUUAUAUUUUAUUAAAAUCAUCACCUAGAUUCUUGUACAUAAGUACCUACACAAGUAGUAAGACACUGACUGAUAUAUUGACUUUGGCCGUAUUAUUUUUUCAAUAGAUUUAACAGUUUUAAAUUUGUCGUGUGACAUUUAACUGUUAAAGGUAGGGAAUCUGCGAAAAUGUAAAUUUACGGCCUUACUUUAAAUAAACUUGGCAUGAGAAUAAACCCAGGAAUAUACAAAAUGUUGACUAUAUCGCUGUCAACACUGUCAGUACAAUGAUAAUUCUGAAGUAUUCCGAAUGUUAAGCAGCCAUGCAAAUAAACGCGGAAACGUUAUACGUCCGAAUAAACCAAUCAUGUGCAAAAUGUCUAUUUGUAAACAUUUUGCAUAUUCUUGGUUUAUUUUCAUGUAUAAAUUUAUGCCAAUUGUAUUUGUAAGACCGUUAAAGUUUUUCGUAAUUAAAUUUAUCACAUUGUUGAUGUGUCAAAUUAUAUGUUUAAGUGAUAUCAAAUGUAAAUUUUAUACAGUUUUGUACAAAAAUAUGAUAAUAAUUAUCUUCUAUAAUUAACCGCCGUUCCCAAUAUUCAGUCUAUCUCCGGUUGUGGCCUACUUGAGAACAACAUCGUAACUAUCGUUGAGUUUUAUGUCCCAAUAAACUUAUCGACGGUAACUCAUCUUAUCCGUACACGCUGUCUGUCAAUGGGACGACGUUUAGCUUAGUAGCGAUAGAAGUAUGUAGGGAAAUUGCAAUUCACGCGUCCCAAUAUAAGGCGAUAAGAAUGACUUAUCGGGUAUAUUGGGACAGCUUCAGAUUAUUGACAGCUAAUUACUGACUGUAGAAGGUAGUAAUUUAUAUCUAUCUGUAGAUAGUAUAUUGGGAACGGCCGUAAGUUUAAACCGCUAAUGAUUAUAUUAUUAUGUCCAGCGUGUUUCAUAGAUAAUAGAAAUAAACUGUGUUAUCUAGUUUUUUGUACAUACCAAAUGUUUUGUUUUUACAGUAUAACAAUUGUGGAUGAUUGUAAAAAAAAUAGUAAUAGUAAUAUUUCUCUAGGCAACAUGGUUUUAUAUAAAUCAUA